This is a messenger RNA of Carassius carassius (crucian carp), 2262 nucleotides long. RefSeq names its product homeobox D11a (gene hoxd11a). The record is from RefSeq and is a predicted model, not a curated record. The transcript has 2 exons. NCBI's taxonomy places the organism in Eukaryota, Metazoa, Chordata, Actinopteri, Cypriniformes, Cyprinidae. Gene Ontology annotation, biological process: regulation of transcription by RNA polymerase II; anatomical structure development. Gene Ontology annotation, cellular component: nucleus. The coding region runs from base 765 to 1784 and encodes 339 amino acids. Gene Ontology annotation, molecular function: DNA-binding transcription factor activity, RNA polymerase II-specific; RNA polymerase II cis-regulatory region sequence-specific DNA binding.
UUGAAAAUGUUAUUAUGCUUUACUAGCUUUAUAUUGCACUUUGCCGUUUUUGGAAAAGCAUUCUCGUACACCGUUUACACUGUGACUUAAUUUUUACUUUCUGUAGACUGUGUAGAAUAAUCAGAAAAUGUUUUCACUGGCAUCACGACAGAUAACUAUUUGAUGAAAUGCAUUACCUUUUUGUUGGCUCCAACAUUUUUUCCUACUUAUUUUUUUUCCUCUUCUUUUUCAGUCUUCCAUAUGUCUUGUCUGUAUAGCCCAAGGUAGAACAAAAUAUGGACUUUCCAGGAAUCUUCUUAAAAGAGUAGGUUACAGCUUCAGAAACUUGCAUAUAAACCUUGUGUUUAAAAAAUGUACAGUGCAUUUUGAUCAUAAGGCAUGAUUGUCUCAGUUAACGAGUAUCGGGAACGAAAGAGGUUAAAACAUUGCAGUUUUGCAUCAGUCGUCGAAGUUUUCUUUCGGCCGUGAUGGUAAGAGGUUGGGAAACCUAGGAAAAUCUUAAAAUAAAGCAACUGAAUAGUCAAACUUAACAUGGUGCGCUGGAAAUAGAUUACUUAACGUUGUGAUAAAGGUGCUUUAUUUUUAUGAACUAUUGUAUGAUUUUAAACGAAAUAUUUAAUGUGUUUUUUUUUUCUGUGAUUGUUUACUAAUGCCUUGUAAUGCACACUAGGAAAUCAACAAGGGAGUUUCAAAAAUGUAGCCAACCAAUGACCUUCUCCAUGCGGUUACCUAUGAGCCGCUUACUUAAUGACUGAUAUUGAUAUAUGGUAAUUUUUUUUUUUACCGGAUCACAUGACACAAUUACCUCAAGAAUCGAUCAAGAUGAAUUGCACGUCAGCGUACGUUUCCGAUUUUUUCUUCCUCGCGAGUCCUAUCCACACGCAUAUGGUGCAAUAGAUGGGCAAAGUUUAACAGUCAAGCAGACGAUUUUUCCUCUAAGGCUAAAGCGAGCAAUGACGGACUACGAGGAUCGCAGCAACUGUGCAUCUAAUAUGUAUUUACCGUACUAUGUUUCUGCUCCUGAUUUUUCGUCGGUCUCGACGUUUUUACCCCAAACUACAGCGUGUCAAGUCAAUUUUCCCUAUUCCUCCAACCUAGCGCAAGUCCAACCUGUUCGUGAAGUGACUUUCAGGGACUAUGGACUGGAUCAUCCGAGCAAAUGGCAUUACAGGGGCAAUUACGCUUCGUACUAUUCAACUGAGGAGAUAAUGCACCGAGAUCUCCUGCAGUCAUCAAACAGAGCGGAAAUGAUUUUUAAGAACGAUUCCAUGUAUAGCCAUCACGGUGGUACUAACUCCUCGUGCAAUUUCUUCACCAACGUCGGCCAAAAUGGGGUGCUUCCACAAGGAUUUGAUCAAUUUUUUGAGUCUGUUAACUCUGAGAAGCCCAACCCUGAGCAAUCCAAACAAAAGCCAGAUACGAGUGUCCCCGGAGAUGCUGCAUGCAAUGUGUCUACAGACAGCGCGGAGCAGACCAAACGAAACCCCACCGAAACCAUGGAGGAGGAAUCCUCAAUAUCAACCUGCGACGAAGAAAAGAACAUUGACUCAAGUGCAACAAAGUCCAGAAAAAAGAGAUGCCCAUAUUCGAAAUACCAGAUCCGAGAACUUGAACGAGAAUUCUUUUUCAAUGUGUACAUAAACAAAGAGAAACGUCUGCAGUUGUCCAGAAUGCUCAGCCUUACAGACCGACAAGUGAAGAUUUGGUUCCAGAACCGAAGGAUGAAGGAGAAAAAGUUGAACCGAGAUCGUCUCCAGUAUUUCACUGGAAAUCCAUUGUUCUGAAAGCCAUGAUAUUGGCCGAUGAGACGAUGAAACGAUGGAUAUUCUAUUAUGGCAUAAUUGUGGGACAUCAUCCAUUCGUCGGACACCUGGGUUUUUUUUCACGUCAACUCUGUAUUUUAAAACUAUGCAAAAUAUUUGCUAUCAAAAAUUAAUGAGAUCUGCCAUUCAAAUUCUGCACAAAUGAUCUACAACAGUGUAUUCGCGAUGACGGAAAUUAUGAGUUAUCAGGAACAGAUAGGUACCUUGACAAUCUCUUCACACUCUGUGUUAAUGCCACUGAAAUGCAGUAGCUUUGUAUUUGUAUUUAUUUAUUGUGUUUUGCAUUGUUCCAUGAAAUACAUUCAAGUUCUGCAUAAGCAGCAAUGCGUUUGGUUACAUUAAAUCAGUACGUAAUUUUGAGGUAGAACUGUGUAUGCAUUUAUUCGUUUGAAGCAUGUAAUGUAUCUAUGUAUUAAAUAAAUAGAAAAAUACACCAUAU